AUGGCUCGUACUUUCUGGGUUGGUGGUAACUUUAAGAUGAACGGCAACUCGGCCAGCCUCAAGGAGCUCGUCGCCUCGUUCAACGCCGCGGAGGCUGACAAGAACGUCGAGGUUGUCCUCGCUGCUCCCUUCGUCUACGUUCCCCUGGUUGCGUCGUCGCUGCGCUCUGACUGGGCUGUUGCUGGCGAGAACUGCUACGUCAAGGCUUCGGGUGCCUUCACCGGUGAGGUGAGCCCCGAGAUGCUCAAGGACGUCGGUGCCAAGUGGGUCAUCCUGGGCCACUCGGAGCGCCGCAACAUCCUUGGUGAGUCGGACGAGUUCACUGCUGAGAAGACCGUCAAGGCCCUGGAGGCUGGCCUCAAGGUGUCGCUGUGCGUCGGUGAGCUGCUCGAGGAGCGCGAGGCCGGUAUCACGCAGAGCGUUGUCGAGCGCCAGCUGGACGCUGUCGUCAAGGCCGUCAAGGAGGAGGACUGGGCCAACAUCGUCAUUGCCUACGAGCCCGUGUGGGCCAUCGGUACCGGCAAGGUUGCUACCCCCGAGCAGGCGCAGGAGGUCCACGCCAACAUCCGCAAGUACCUCCAGAAGGCCGUGUCGGCUAAGGUCGCCGAGGAGACCCGCAUCGUGUACGGUGGCUCGGUCAGCCCGUCCAACUGCGUCGAGGCCGCCAAGCAGGCUGACGUCGACGGCUUCCUGGUCGGCGGUGCUUCGCUCAAGCCCGAGUUUGUCAAGAUCGUCAACGCCACUCAGUAA
Messenger RNA from Linderina pennispora, 750 nucleotides. Its product is annotated as triosephosphate isomerase. Bases 1 to 750 code for a protein of 249 amino acids. The transcript has 2 exons. NCBI's taxonomy places the organism in Eukaryota, Fungi, Kickxellomycota, Kickxellomycetes, Kickxellales, Kickxellaceae. Gene Ontology annotation, biological process: glycolytic process; glyceraldehyde-3-phosphate biosynthetic process; glycerol catabolic process. Gene Ontology annotation, cellular component: cytosol. The record is from RefSeq and is a predicted model, not a curated record. Gene Ontology annotation, molecular function: triose-phosphate isomerase activity.